ACCGAUUAGAAUGUAAGCGUUCAAUUUAUUCAAUACGUGUUCAAGCCGAUACUACUAGAUAAACAGUAAUAGAAUCUACAAUUACACUAAUAAAUUACAAUUGUUGACACGUUAAUAAUAUUUGAAUUAUUAUUAUAAUUAUGGGUCACCAUCGAUAAUAACAAAUAUAUUUGAAAGAAUAUACACGGAUACUUUUACGUGAUAAAAACGAUCCAUGCUAGUUUUUAGUUUUAAUCUAAUGUUACAAUGAAAACGUUACUGACUAACCCAGCCGGAUGGAAAAGCCUUAUUACAUUUGCUGUUCUCUUCUUAGCAUGGGUAUCUGGUUUUUCUGCUCGAUUAUUUGCUGUCAUAAGAUUUGAAAGUAUUAUACAUGAAUUUGACCCAUGGUUCAACUAUCGAGCUACAGCUUAUAUGGUACAACAUGGAUUUUACAAUUUCUUAAAUUGGUUUGAUGAAAGAGCAUGGUAUCCUCUGGGUAGAAUAGUUGGUGGGACAGUUUAUCCUGGUCUUAUGGUAACAUCAGGAGCCAUACAUUAUGUUUUACAUGCAUUAAAUAUUCCUGUUCAUAUUCGAGACAUCUGUGUAUUUCUGGCUCCAAUAUUCAGUGGUAUGACAGCAAUAUCUACUUAUUUCUUAACAAAGGAAUUAUGGUCUCCUGGUGCUGGUUUGUUUGCAUGUUGUUUUAUUGCAAUUGUGCCUGGUUAUAUAAGUCGAUCUGUAGCUGGUAGUUAUGAUAAUGAAGGUAUUGCUAUUUUUGCUCUUCAAUUUACUUAUUAUCUUUGGGUAAAAUCUAUAAAAACUGGAUCUGUAUUUUGGUCAGUAUUAACAGCUUUAUCUUAUUUCUACAUGGUAUCAGCAUGGGGAGGAUAUGUAUUCAUUAUAAAUUUGAUUCCCCUUCAUGUAUUCUUAUUAUUGAUCAUGGGACGCUAUUCAUAUCGUUUGUUUACUAGCUAUACUGUCUUCUACAUAUUAGGAUUGGUAUUAAGCAUGCAAAUACCAUUUGUUGGUUUUCAGCCGAUUAGAACUAGUGAACAUAUGGCUGCAUCUGGAGUAUUUGCGUUAGUCAUGGCAGCUGGUGCAUUUAAUUACAUACAAACUCGUAUUACUAAGGCUGAAUUUAAAUUUAUUUUCAUAUUUGCAACGUUAGUAGUUUCUGCUUUAGUCUUAUUGACAGUAGUUGCUUUAACCUGGGCUGGAGUUAUUGCUCCUUGGAGUGGGAGAUUUUAUUCUUUAUGGGAUACUACUUACGCUAAAAUACAUAUACCAAUUAUAGCAUCUGUCUCUGAACAUCAACCAACAACAUGGUUUAGCUUUUUCUUUGAUCUUCAUAUACUUGUUUGUAUAUUCCCAGCUGGUCUGUGGUAUUGUAUUCAGGAGUAUAAUGAUGAAAGACUCUUUGUGGUCCUGUAUGCUUUAAGUGCUGUUUAUUUUGCUGGUGUAAUGGUUAGAUUGAUGUUAACAUUAACUCCAGCUGUAUGUAUUCUUAGUGGAAUAGCUUUUUCCAAAAUUUUUGAAAAUUAUUUAAAGGAAGAUAAUAUUAUAGUAAAUACAAAUAUAAAAAAUGAUGAACGAAUGACAAUAAAAGAAAAAACCCCUUCAAAAUCAUCACAAUCUUCUAGUUCUGGAUCUGGAAAAAGUAAAAAAAAUAAACCAGCAAUCAUAUCUUCAUCAAAUAGUGAUAAUGAUAAUAGUGAAGGUGUUGGAUCUAAUAUUAGAAGUCUUGUGACAAUUUCUAUGUUACUUGUUCUCAUGAUGUUUGUUGUUCAUUGUACUUGGGUUACAAGCAAUGCUUACUCUAGUCCGAGUAUUGUAUUGGCGUCUUUCAGUAAUGAUGGAUCCAGGCAAAUAUUAGAUGAUUUUCGUGAAGCAUAUUAUUGGCUUUCACAAAAUACCGAUAAUGAUGCUCGUGUUAUGUCUUGGUGGGAUUAUGGCUAUCAAAUAGCAGGCAUGGCUAAUCGAACAACCUUGGUAGAUAAUAAUACUUGGAAUAAUAGUCAUAUAGCUUUAGUUGGUAAAGCUAUGUCAUCGACAGAACCAAAAGCAUAUGAAAUUAUGACAUCUCUUGAUGUAGAUUAUGUCCUUGUCAUUUUUGGUGGUGUUAUUGGAUAUUCAGGGGAUGAUAUUAAUAAAUUUUUAUGGAUGGUUAGAAUAGCUGAAGGAGAGCAUCCCAAAGAUAUUAGGGAAUCUGAUUAUUUUACUGAACGAGGAGAAUUUAGAAUUGAUAGUCAAGGCUCGCCAACUUUGCUCAAUUGCUUAAUGUACAAACUUAGCUACUAUAGAUUUGGAGACUUAAAACUUGAUUUCAGAACUCCAGCUGGGUUUGACCGUACACGAAAUGCUAUAAUUGGAAAUCAAAACUUUGAUCUUACUUAUUUAGAAGAAGCUUACACUACUGAACAUUGGCUUGUACGAAUAUACAGGGUAAAAAAACCAGAUGAGUUUAACAGGCCACGUAUACCAGUUUCUGAAAGAAAGAUAAGGUAUCCUGGCGCAUCAAAUAUUUCAAAAAAAUCAGCACGUAAGAAAAAAGGAAUUAUUCAGGGCAAACCUGUUGUAGUUAAAGGAAAAAAACCAAAAACUACAAACACUUACACUAAUUGAUGUCAAAAUAAUUUAUCAAUAUCAACCAUAUUACAUGAACACAUUGCUUACAAAAUAAUAUAAUUUAUUAUAAUGCUGUUA
This is a messenger RNA of Daktulosphaira vitifoliae (grape phylloxera), 2685 nucleotides long. RefSeq names its product dolichyl-diphosphooligosaccharide--protein glycosyltransferase subunit STT3B (gene Stt3B). Gene Ontology annotation, biological process: post-translational protein modification. NCBI's taxonomy places the organism in Eukaryota, Metazoa, Arthropoda, Insecta, Hemiptera, Phylloxeridae. The transcript is spliced from 12 exons. Gene Ontology annotation, molecular function: dolichyl-diphosphooligosaccharide-protein glycotransferase activity. Gene Ontology annotation, cellular component: membrane. The coding region runs from base 247 to 2604 and encodes 785 amino acids. The record is from RefSeq and is a predicted model, not a curated record.